This is a messenger RNA of Sycon ciliatum, 1249 nucleotides long. RefSeq names its product leucine-rich repeat-containing protein 20-like. The record is from RefSeq and is a predicted model, not a curated record. The coding region runs from base 299 to 814 and encodes 171 amino acids. Gene Ontology annotation, molecular function: protein binding. Lineage: Eukaryota; Metazoa; Porifera; Calcarea; Leucosolenida; Sycettidae. The transcript has a single exon.
GAGUCACUACAACGUCGACCGUCGUCAUCGAUAACUCGACAACAAACUCCCUUGGCAAGUAGCAGUUACUAGUAGUUAGUUGCCUAACUGGAUUGAUCGUGGAUAUCGGAUGUUCCCCAGUGUCAGUGAGACGUUGUCUCUGGAAACCCAUCCAAACCAUCGUGGUCUUUUUCAAUACUCGACUGCUUGGUUCAAACUAUCUCGUCUUUUGUUAUCAACAAGAUUAUUCUCGAAUUUUUGGUGAGAGUACUGUAGAUCAUCCCUUUAUCGAAAGGCUAGACGUGUACUGCUAGCACUAAUGGCUUCGUAUGUAGCCAAAGUUGCUCGCCAGUGCGAGGAGGCCACAGAAACAAAAGAAUUGGAUCUGACUGAUUGUGAUCUUACUUCCGUUCCACAUGCUGUCUACCAUAUUCUGCGUGAGACUACUGUCCAGAGUGCUACCUUCUCAAAUAAUAAGCUGAAGUCCGUUCCUGGACGUCUGUGCAGUGCGUUUGGCGGUGUUAGCCACCUGAACUUCAGUGGAAAUCGAAUUACAACAUUACCCAUGGAAUUUGCUGAGCUGCAGGAGCUAUUGACGUUGGAUUUGUCCAAAAAUAAACUGAGCAACAUACCAGAUGGCAUAGUCGUACUGCAGAAACUCGAAUCUCUGUGCCUGGAUGACAAUGAAAUUACCUCUGUUGAUUGGCAAGACUUGCGGGCCAGGAUACCAACACUAAAACAGGUCAGCAUUUCAAACAAUCCACUGUCUGUGGACAGCCGACUUCAAGCAUCUACUAUCCCAUCACUUACGAUUGUUUUGGAGAAAGGGGGUUGAUAUCUGAGGUAGCUUUCUUUAACGUGUGAUAUCCGAUCAGUAGGAUAGAGACAUUUCAUUCGUUCAUAGAUCCUUAGCUUUCACUUGCUAUCUUUCAUACUGAUAAAACUGUAGGUUAUUUUCAGCGGUGUUGUCCCGAGCUACUGCAUCUUGCAUGCAGCUGCACUGUGGGUGCUAUUGUGCCAUGGUUGUUCAAUUUUUACUUGAAAUUAGGAUUUUAUGUCCAUAUGAAUUAUAUGUCAAUCAACGAUCUUUAGAGUUGAUCUCAUAGAACAUUGCUGUAUCUUUUAUAGUAUUUGACUUAUUUCACACACUCUAUCCGUCCACGCUGUAUUUACUGUCACGGUGGUCGAUGCCAAUACAGUCCGGACCAUUUGUCAAGGGUGUUCUAGACUUCACAACUAAAUUAUCUAGACUAUGAAUUUUUCCUGUUGA